Messenger RNA from Petromyzon marinus (sea lamprey), 2720 nucleotides. RefSeq names its product ATP-sensitive inward rectifier potassium channel 12-like. Gene Ontology annotation, molecular function: inward rectifier potassium channel activity. Gene Ontology annotation, biological process: potassium ion import across plasma membrane; regulation of monoatomic ion transmembrane transport. NCBI's taxonomy places the organism in Eukaryota, Metazoa, Chordata, Hyperoartia, Petromyzontiformes, Petromyzontidae. Gene Ontology annotation, cellular component: plasma membrane. The record is from RefSeq and is a predicted model, not a curated record.
GAGGGAGGGAGGCGAGAAAGAAGGAGGCCACUCCAACACGUCACCACGACCAUCCCCCCCACCCCAACAGCUGUUGCAGGCUUGAGAAGUCGGAUAAAAACUCCGGCGGAGGGAGACGGCGACGCGCACACAGACCCAGAGAUCACAACCCUCCACCGCUCCUUGUAGCAGCGGCGGCAGCGACCCGCAGAUUAGAAACAAGCGCCUUACACAGCAAAAUCAACAACAACAACCACACACACACACAACUCGCGCGUCUAUUUCAUAUCAACACCCACUCGUAUACAGACGCAAUCAUACACACACGGCAGCGCUAAAGUUACACAUCAAUAAGUUACGCGAGUUGCAUGAUGCGACGUCGCGUGUAUGGUUAGAACAGCGGCGGAGUCAUUGCCGCAUUUUGGGUGUUUGGGAAGAGCGGCGCGAGUGAAUUGUGAACGCGGAUUGGACACCGGAACGAGUGGAGAGGAUAUUAGAGAGAGAGAGAGGGGGGGGGGGGUCCGUUCCAGUGUAGCAACGGAGGUGUGCGCACCUGGCUGCCACACUGCGCCCCCUGACUGCCCCCUGGCUGCCCCCCCCUGGCUACCGGCCAAGACCCGAGGGCAUUUGAAUGGAAUGUGGGUGAUGGUCCCAGACCUCAGAGCCCUGCAAGGCAAUCCAGCAGAGGACAUUACCACCGCGCCCUCAAGACGAAACUAAAAAUUGAACCCUUUGGACUCCUUGUUUCUUCAUUCUCUGGGUUCCAGCUCCAUUCGACGCAGUCUGAGCUGCCUCCCUUCGCGGAAACGCCCUCGACCGAUCCCCGACCCGGGCGCGCACAAGGAACACGUUUCACGCCAACUCCUGUUCGCGUCACGAGAUCAGUCCAGGCAAGCGACUCGGUGCAUAGGACUCGGACAAAGGACUCUAUCCAGAGUCCUUCGUCUGUGAAGUCUCACGCUGUCUCCCUGCAGCCCCCAGAGAGUCCAGUAGUUUAUGUUGGAGGUCGAGUAGCAUUUGUAUAGUAUACAUCUUUUUUUAUAUUAAGCUGUUUCUUGGUCGACUGUCAACUCAUGUUGAUGACCACUAUGAGCAGCUCAGUCGCCACAAACCCCCGCGAGCUGGCAAUGAGAAACCCGCCCACGGAGCCCCUCAUCGGCGCGCGCCACUACAACAACAACAUCAACAACAUCGCCGUCGACGCCCCGCCGGCCCCGGGCAGCACCACGCUGACCACGGCCUUGACCUCGAGCCCCAACGCCUCCAACGGCACGCAGGGCCAGCGGCCGUCGCCGUCGAUGACCAGGAGCCCGCGGCGUCGCAGUCGCCCGCGCUUCGUCAACAAGGACGGCCGCUGCAACGUGCAGGUGACCGGCAUGGACGACCGCUGGCCGAGGUACCUCGCCGACCUCUUCACGACGUGCGUGGACGCUCGCUGGCGCGCGGCCUUCGCCGUCUUCGUCGUCGCCUUCCUGUUGUCGUGGCUCCUCUUCGCGCUCGUCUUCUGGCUGGCCGCGUGGUGGCACGGGGACACGGCGGCGCGAGGCCCCAGGGCGGCGGCGGCGGCGUCGUCGUCGGCGUCGGCGGCGGCGGCGCCGCGCCCGCCCUGCGUCACCAACGUCAACGGCUUCGUGUCGGCGUUCCUCUUCUCGGUCGAGACGCAGACGACGAUCGGCUACGGCUUCCGCUGCGUCACCGAGGAGUGCGCCGUCGCCAUCGUCGCCGUCGUCGCUCAGUCGAUCGUCGGCUGCCUCGUCGACUGCUUCACCAUCGGCGUGAUCAUGGCCAAGAUGGCCCGGCCCAAGAAGCGCGCGCGGACGCUGCGCUUCAGCGACAAGGCCGUGGUGAACGAGAGGGGCGGCAGGCGCUACCUCGAGUGGCGCGUGGGCAACCUACGGAGGAGUCACAUCGUGGAGGCGCACGUCCGCGCGCAGCUCAUCCGGACGAGAUCGGCGGAGCGUAACUACGUGGUGAUGAGGCAGGACGACGUGAACGUCGGCUUCGACACGGGCCUCGACAGAAUCUUCCUCGUGUCGCCCUACACAGUGGUGCACGAAAUCGACGAGCGAAGCCCCCUGUACGACAUGAGCAGGAGCAGCCUCGAGGCGGGAUGCGCCGGCAACGGCGGCGACAACUUAGACGGCGGCGACGACGACUACGACGACAUGGAGAUCGUGGUCAUCCUGGAGGGCAUGGUGGAGGCCACGGCGAUGACGACGCAGGCGCGCAGCUCCUACCUGGCGAGCGAAAUCCUGUGGGGCCACGAGUUCCGACCGGUGCUGCGCCAAGAGGGCGAUCACUACCGAGUGGACUACGGCCAGUUCGACGCCACGAGGGCGGUGGAGGCGCCCAUGUCGCCGUGCAGCGCGCGGGAGCUGGACGAGAGGCGGCCGUCCCUGGCGACGGGCGACCUCGAGAGCGCGACGAGCGUCGCCAGGGACAGCGUGCGGAGCAUCGACGAAACGACGCCGUUGGUGGAGGGGGUGGCGCCGCAUGGCGGGGCGGAGGAGGGGAGCGCGAUUCGGGGAAUCUCGACGACCAGGAGGACGCUCGAACCCGCGGUGUAGGUUCGGGAUUCUCGUUGUCGCUGAGCACCGAGCGAGAUUUCGAGAUUGGCGCGGGUGGGGGUGGGGACAGCGGACGCUGUAUCCUAAAAUACGAGACGGCGAACAAUUUGCCGAGCCACUGACUGAGUUGCGUGGAUGCGAUGGGUGGAGGUGGGUUGGGGGUGGGAUGGGCUU